This is a messenger RNA of Emericellopsis atlantica, 1092 nucleotides long. RefSeq lists its product as uncharacterized. The coding region runs from base 90 to 947 and encodes 285 amino acids. Lineage: Eukaryota; Fungi; Ascomycota; Sordariomycetes; Hypocreales; Bionectriaceae. Gene Ontology annotation, biological process: protein localization to kinetochore; kinetochore assembly; attachment of mitotic spindle microtubules to kinetochore. Gene Ontology annotation, cellular component: kinetochore. The record is from RefSeq and is a predicted model, not a curated record. The transcript has a single exon.
GUGAAGAUACCACAGUCGCGCCACCAACGUCUUCUGAGCAUCUCAGUCACCAUCGACACAAUCUAAGCUAGCUGCAAGUCUCUGCAACCAUGGACGACAUUUUCACGGACACGGCCAAGGCUCUUCAGGCUAUUGAAGAGCUGAACGCCGAACCCAUCUCCAUCAUCAAGCUGAGCGAGCCCAUCUCAAGCGAAGCGACACAGAGUGAAGAAGCGCGCCAACGGACCUCGGACGCGUCCAAUGCCUCUUUCGAUGCGCCCACACCAGCCAGUUUGGAAGCCGACCUGGCACAUUACAAGGAGCUCUUUGCAAAGCUUCGCUUUUCCUACGUUGAGCAGGUCACAAAGGAGAAAUUCAUCCGCGCCAUUGUCGGGGAUCCACCGCUCAUCGUCACCAUGCAAGAGAAUCUGGAGCUCGAGAAGGAGAACGCAGCCGUCAAGUCUGAGCUCAAGGCACUGAAGCUGGAGGUGGCGGACAUGAUCGAGGAGCUCGAGCGCAAGGGGAGGGAACUCAGUCGGCGCUACGAGACUGUCCAGCUCGAGACAGCCAAGCUGAGAGAUCUGCCGCAGAAGAGCAAGCAACUGGAGGAAAGGAUCGAGGAACUCAAGACAGAGAAAGACCUCACUGGUACCGACCCGAGCAUGAACCUUCCUCUCGCCAAGACGCAGGAGCUCGUGGCCAAGCGUCAACGCGAACAGGCCGAGUUGGCACGGGAGCUCGAGGCCCUGCAGGCAAAGGUUCCGCGCAAGAAGAAGGAGGCCGAGAGAUUACACGCGGAGCUACAGCCGUUGGAGACGAAGCGGCAGAACGGCAUGGCUGCGGCCAGAGAGGCGCAGAGGAGGAAAGAGGCUGCCCUCGGUGGCGCAGCGGAUGAUUUGGAGCAGCGGGCGCGCUGGUGGAGGGCCAACGAAGCAAUCUUGAAGCAGGCCCUGGACAUCCAGACUUGAUGUGUGUCCCCGUGCGAUCUACGACAUGGUCUUGUGUUUUAGCGUGGCGUCUGGGGGACGGUAUUUGUUUAUACGCUAUCGGGAUUCAUCCUGCUGCAUAGCCUGCAUCAUGGGCAGUGAGAUAACUGGGCAAAAUGCUCCGGGC